AAUUCAUACCCAUCUUCCCCAAGUUGGCCAACCAUUAAAUGAGUUUGCUCUGAGUAUUAAAUGCUGCAGCUAAGCAAACCCACCCACUUUUCUUCCCCUCAAAUUCUCUCUCCUCUCUCCUCUCUCAUUUUCCCCUUCAUUCAAAUGGCCAUUUCCACCACCACCGCCUCCCUCCUCCUCUUCUCCCAAUGUCCACCGCCCCACCACCGCCGCCGCUAGCUGCCGCCGCCGCCAAAUCCUCAUCGUUCUCGCAGAACCUCAAUUCAAUCGGCCUCGGCUACGCCAUCGCGAUCGCCCUAGGGUUCCUCGUCCUCUUCUCCACGAUCCUCCUCGCCUCCUACAUCUGCUGCCGCUCCGCCGCCUCCCGCCGCCGCCGCCGCGACAAUCGGGACCGAAACCCUAACCACUCGAACGAGAACAGCAUCUACCUUCCCCGGAUAAUUUUCGUCGCCGAGGACGACGAUAACGAUUCGCAAAACGCCGUCGUCGGGCUCGACGAGGCGGCCAUCAAUUCGUACCCUAAGUUCGUCUUCGGUAAGAGGAACGGAAUCUCUGGCGGCGGCGGCGACGCCGUCUGCUCGAUAUGCCUGUGCGAGUACAGGGAAUCGGAGAUGCUGAGGAUGCUGCCCGAUUGCCGGCACUACUUUCACGUGAUGUGCGUCGACGCGUGGCUGAAGCUCAACGCGUCGUGCCCGGUCUGCCGGAACUCGCCGCUCCCUACGCCGCUGUCGACGCCGCUGCAGGAGGUGGUGCCGCUCUCGCAGUACACAGAUGGGCGGAGAAGACAGUGAGUAAGUAAAGGGGUUGAUUUGGCCAUUAGGGAGUUGUUUAGGGGUCGGAGUGCGAUUCUCAGUAAAGGUAAGGGUAUGGCAAAGGUGAAUAUCUUGAAAAAGUUAGGAUCACUGGUUAUGUUUGCUAGUACUGUGGCUAUUCUUGUUUGCACUGCAGCCACCUUGUCCAAAUCCUAUUCUUUCCGACCCUUCCUACUUUCCGACACCUCAUCGUGCAACUACGAAACCCUCUCGCCGAAUCAUCGUCAUCGUACAAACCAAACACAGAUCAAGAACACUGUCCAAAUAGUCAUCCACAAGAUCCAACGACACCUUGAUCACAUGAAGGAAAAUUCCCGGGACGAAGAAUCCGAACACGCUUCUUUCCUCGCCGAUAUUUUAGGCCUCAUCGGAUCAGUCAACAUCUCUCUCUCAGUCAACUCAGAACAAAACCUCCAAGGAACUCCCUCGAACCUUCUACAACCUUCCGAGUACUUCCUAACCGAAGAAAUCCGAAAGUACGUCAAAACCAAACCCAACCGCCUCCAAAAACCGAAUUUCAUGGGCACAAACGGAACCUCCACAAGCAUCGGACAAGCGUGCUUCUCCAUGAGGAAGCUUCUGGAAGAUUACAUGGACUACGACGUGGGCGACAUAUGCGAAGAUGAUUGGAAGUUGGCACAACAAUUAAUGGUCAACGGGUGCGACCCUCUCCCUAGAAGGAGAUGCUUCGCGCGGGCCCCACAAUUCUACACCAAACCCCUCCCGGUAAACGAGUCCAUGUGGGGCCCACUAAACGACAAAAACGUCCGUUGGAGCCAAUACCGAUGCAAGAACUUCACUUGCCUAGUCAGCAAUGCCACCACUUCCAAAAAGGGCUUCUCCAAAUGCACCGAUUGCUUCGAUCUCGCGGGCCACGAAUACCCGAGAUGGGUCGAACCCGUUUACCAAGAUCCGAAUUCGAACACCACUUCGGACUUUACGAUAACCGAAGUUCUUGAUUUGAAGCCAGGCGAGAUUAGAAUUGGAUUGGACUUCAGUGUGGGGACGGGCACAUUUGCCGCUAGAAUGAAGGAGAAAAACGUGACUAUAGUCUCGGUCGCGAUAAAUCUCGGCGCGCCUUUUAGUGAAGUGAUCGCGCUUCGCGGGUUAAUCCCGAUUUAUUUGACGAUCAAUCAGAGGCUUCCGUUUUUCGAUAACACGUUGGAUUUGAUCCACACGACAAGGUUUCUCGACGGGUGGAUCGACUUCGUGACGUUGGAUUUCGUUUUGUACGAUUGGGACAGGGUUUUGAGGCCGGGUGGGAUAUUGUGGGUGGACAGUUUCUUUUGUCUGAAAGAGGAUUUGAGUGAUUAUUUGGACGUGUUUAAGAUGUUGAGGUAUAGGAAACAUAUGUGGGUUGUUGUACCCAAGUGGGACAAGAGUGAUGAUAGAGAGGUGUUCUUUUCUGCUGUGUUAGAGAAGCCCCCAAGGCCAUUUUAAUUAUAAGGAAAUUAUUAAUGAGUUUUGAUUUGUAUUAUGUUGUUUUUUCUAAUGUGUGUUUGUAGAUUUUUCAUAUUUUUCUACUAGGAUUUUGGUUUUUGUACUUAGUUAAUAAUCAUGGCUUUAUGUGAUGUGAUUAGCAUAUGU
Molecule: messenger RNA, 2399 nt
Organism: Erythranthe guttata (spotted monkey flower)
Lineage: Eukaryota; Viridiplantae; Streptophyta; Magnoliopsida; Lamiales; Phrymaceae
Source: RefSeq, a predicted model, not a curated record